GUCAAUUUUCAAUUUAAUAACAGAAAAAAUUGAAUGUUUCAAAAUAGUAAAUUGUUUUUCAAACCUUCAGCUUUAAACAAUCAAAAAUCCUCUUGCUCAUUGACUUCGCAAGAAUUACCUUUUGUAUUGUCAAACAAAAAUAUUACUUCAAAUUUAGCCUUAUCAGAUAAUUUUGCUAAUUUAACAAAAACAAAAUUAAGUCCAGUUAAAAAUGAUAAAAAAGAUCAUAGCAGCAUAGAAGAAGCAGAAUAUAAAGACCAACCAAAAGAUAAAAAGGCAGAUGAUGAAAAAACCACUGCUAACCUUUUUAUAUUUGGCCAAAAUUUACAAGAUAGAGCUGAAAACAUAGAUCCUAAAUUACAAGAUGAAUAUAAAACUAAAGAACUGAAUUAUGGAAAAUCUAUAAAUAAAGAAAAUAUAAAGAAAAAAGAUAAUAACAAUGAUGACAAUAAAGUUGAAAAUUUAACUUUUGGUCAAAUAAAUAAAGUAUAUAAUUAUAUAGAGAGUAAAGAAAAUCAUGCAUUAUCAACUUCCAAUUCUUGUCCAUCUGAUUUAAAAGAAAAUACCUUUGAACAUGGUAUAAAGUAUAAAGAAAUUAAUGAAUCAGCAAGACAACAUUUUGAACAUUUGAAGGAACUUAACAAGGUACAAAACUUACAUGAUGGAAAUGAACCAACAGGAGAAGAAAAUGAAAUUACAGUUUUUCAAGCAUAUGGAAAACUUUACGAAUUUCAUUCAGAGCAAAGUACAUGGACCGAAAAGGGCAGUGGGUACUUGAAACUAAACGAUUCUAAAGAUAAUUCUGACGGUCUCAAAUCCAGACUAAUAAUGAGGAACCAUGGAAAUUUGCGGCUCAUCCUAAAUUCGAAAAUAUUUUCUAAAACCACAGCCGAAAACCCAAACAGAAAAACAUUAAGGUUUUUGGCAAUCAGUGAUGUAUUCAAUAAUCCAAAUAAUCCUACUAAUCCCACCAACGAGUCCGAUAUAAAUAUUUUGACAGAGGAGAAGAAAGGAUUAAAGGCCUAUUUAUUCAAAGCUAACAAUACAAAUGACAUAGAAAUACUUACGUCUGCCCUCAAUUCUCGCAUCAACGAAAUGGCCCGUACUGAAUCGCAAAAUGACCACAAAAUACCCCAAAAUAAGAGGCCACUUGAAAAUGAUCAUAUUGGCACCGCCUUAAAAAAUUAUGAAAAUCUUACAACUUACGAAGACAACGAUGAACAAGAUUUAAUCGUUUUUGAUAAUAGUCCUGAUGAUAAAGGAGUCAAAAGAAGAAGGGACGAAGCAGACGGCAAUGAAAAUGAUAAAACGAAUGAAUGAUCUAAAAUAUUU
Gordionus sp. m RMFG-2023 is the source of this 1332-nucleotide messenger RNA. RefSeq names its product ran-binding protein 3-like. Gene Ontology annotation, biological process: protein export from nucleus. The transcript has 10 exons. NCBI's taxonomy places the organism in Eukaryota, Metazoa, Nematomorpha, Gordioida, Chordodea, Parachordodidae. Gene Ontology annotation, cellular component: cytoplasm; nuclear pore. The record is from RefSeq and is a predicted model, not a curated record. The coding region runs from base 34 to 1320 and encodes 428 amino acids. Gene Ontology annotation, molecular function: GTPase activator activity.